Cricetulus griseus (Chinese hamster) is the source of this 6115-nucleotide messenger RNA. The record is from RefSeq and is a predicted model, not a curated record. Lineage: Eukaryota; Metazoa; Chordata; Mammalia; Rodentia; Cricetidae.
GUGAGAUCGUAGAGGAGAUAAAUUAAGAAUGCACAAAAUCAAUAAGUUCUAGAAGUCAUUGCCAACAGAGGGAAUCAAAUCCUUUGGAGAGGAGUUGGUUGUGAGAAAAGGGUGCCAGCAAUGCCUGGAUCGCCUGUGGAAGUGAAGAUACAGUCAAGAUCCUCACCUCCCAUCAUGCCACCCCUCCCACCAAUAAAUCCUGGAGGACCGAGGCCAGUGUCCUUUACUCCUACAGCAUUAAGCAAUGGCAUCAACCAUUCCCCUCCUACCCUGAAUGGCGCCCCAUCACCACCACAGAGAUUCAGCAAUGGUCCUGCCUCUUCUACAUCAUCUGCACUAACAAAUCAACAGUUGCCAGCUACUUGUGGUGCUCGGCAGCUCAGCAAGUUGAAACGCUUUCUCACUACUCUGCAACAGUUUGGAAAUGACAUCUCACCUGAGAUUGGAGAGAAGGUUCGGACUCUUGUUCUAGCACUGGUGAAUUCAACAGUGACAAUUGAAGAGUUCCAUUGCAAGCUCCAAGAGGCUACAAACUUUCCUCUUCGUCCAUUUGUGAUUCCAUUUCUCAAGGCCAACCUGCCCCUGCUGCAGCGAGAACUGCUGCAUUGUGCCCGGGCUGCCAAGCAGACCCCAUCCCAGUACUUGGCUCAGCACGAGCACCUUCUGCUCAAUACCAGUAUCGCAUCUCCUGCUGACUCUUCUGAACUGCUUAUGGAGGUUCAUGGAAAUGGAAAGAGGCCCAGUCCUGAAAGGAGGGAAGAGAAUAGUUUUGAAAGAGAUACAAUUGCUUCUGAACCACCUGCCAAGAGAGUGUGUACUAUCAGCCCUGCUCCCCGGCACAGUCCUGCCCUCACUGUGCCCCUCAUGAAUCCUGGGGGCCAGUUCCAUCCCACUCCACCACCUCUUCAGCACUAUACUUUAGAAGACAUUGCAACUUCUCACCUGUAUCGGGAACCCAACAAGAUGCUAGAACACCGAGAAGUUCGUGAGAGGCACCACAAUCUCAAUCUGAAUGGAGGCUAUCAAGAUGAGUUGGUAGACCACCGUCUGACAGAAAGGGAAUGGGCUGAUGAAUGGAAACAUCUUGACCAUGCCCUGAAUUGCAUUAUGGAAAUGGUAGAGAAAACGAGGCGGUCCAUGGCAGUUCUGAGGCGCUGUCAGGAAUCUGAUCGUGAAGAACUCAACUAUUGGAAAAGGCGAUUUAAUGAAAACACAGAGAUGAGGAAAUCUGGGACUGAGCUAGUCUCCAGACAGCACAGCCCUGGGAGUACAGAUUCUCUCAGCAACGAUUCUCAACGGGAAUUCACCAGUAGACCAGGAACAGGAUAUGUGCCUGUGGAGUUUUGGAAGAAAACAGAAGAAGCUGUGAAUAAGGUGAAAAUUCAGGCCAUGUCAGAGGUACAAAAGGCUGUAGCUGAGGCAGAGCAAAAAGCCUUUGAAGUGAUUGCAACCGAGAGAGCUCGAAUGGAGCAAACCAUAGCGGAUGUCAAAAGGCAGGCUGCAGAAGAUGCUUUCCUGGUCAUCAAUGAGCAAGAAGAGUCCACAGAGAACUGCUGGAACUGUGGCCGAAAAGCCAGCGAGACGUGCAGUGGCUGCAAUAUUGCUCGCUACUGUGGUUCCUUCUGCCAGCACAAGGACUGGGAACGGCACCACCGCCUCUGUGGCCAGAGUCUGCAUGGCCACAGUCCCCACAGCCAGAGCCGGCCACUGCUCCCUGGAGGGCGGGGCUCAGCCAGGUCUGCUGACUGCAGUGUGCCCAGCCCAGCCCUGGACAAGACCUCAGCCACCACCUCACGUUCCUCAACACCUGCCUCUGUGACAGCCAUCGAUGCCAAUGGACUCUGAGCCACAGACUCCACCAGCCCUGAUGACCACUCCACAUGGCAGAAUGCUUGCACCAGGGAGCUGGCAAUUGAAACAAGUAGCUGUUGAGUCAUCAGCAAGAAAUGAAUUGGCAGGAAGCAUCCAAGAAGCAUUCCACAGCUUCUCUAGGAUUUGCCACAUGUCCUUGGGAGAACUGGUGUGUCAUUCUCUGCACACGGAAAGUAGCUUGAGCCUCCUCCAUGAUGUUCCUGAUGUUUCUCUUCCAGCUAAAACUGGCAUAACCUGCCUCUUCUCAGCGUAGACCACCAGGCUCCCUCCAACUCCUUGCAUCAGCAGAUUGUCAGUAGUGUCCACCAGGCACCUGUGCCCCAUACCAUCCAUAGUAGAGGCAUGAAGGCUGGAAGCAGGCUAAGGGAGACCUUUCCUCCCUCUGCCUCCAAACAGUUUCUUGAGCUGCAUCUUCACCCUCAGAUGGCACUGAUCAGUUUAACAGACUCUAGUAGCCAAAAAGCAGUACUCAGGACUCCUUCCUGAGCCACUCAAACAUGCCAGAAAGAAGCCACCACUUCAGUAAAGUCUCUAGUAAUGGUAAAAAUUAAAGCAGUCUUUCCCAAGCAUCAUAGAUCAUUUUGGACAAGAUUUUCCAACCUGGCCAGCUCCAUUAGCUUGGAACCCACCUCCCAGCUCCAGUGUUUCACUUGAUUUUGCUUGUGCAAAAAUAAUCUCCAUCGCAUGGAUUGGUCUGAGAGAGGAUGAAACCAUUGUGUUAGUCUUUUCUCUGAGCAUGCUGGCCAAACUGAAAUAUUGAGUGCAUCACCUCUUGGAAAUGCAAAACCCUUUGCUGUUGCUUGACUGUUUAAACAGUCGUCUUGUUCUUUGUGUCCUUCUGUCUCUCACUGUGCAUGUCUGGAUCACUGGGGGUGUCUCUGGCCCAUAGGUUCUGUUUGGCACCUGUCAAGCUACAGUUUGAACAGUGCUCCUGAUGCUGGUAGAUUAUUCAUACCUGGUUUUAUGGCAUUACACCACUUCAUGGGUUUUAUCAGGUGAACAUUCUCAGCCUCCUUUUUCUAUGUUAUGUGUUUAAUAGCAUCCCUCACAGCUCAGAAAGGAUUUGUGAAGUGUGGGAACCGUUUUGAAAAGCCUGACCAGUUUUUCUUCCCAUCUUCAGGGGUUUUUCCAAUUACCUGAUUCUCCAAAUAGAGUAUCAUCUGUACCUAUUUAACAGGCUAAGUACUGCCUCUGACACCUUUUCUACUGCUGUUUGAGGUUUGUUAGGAGUCCCAGGACCUUUCCCCUCCCACUCAGUAUCCUCCUGCCCUGAGCAGUCAAUUAGAAUGAGUCAUCAACUUUGAUCUGUUGGCUUUUGGAAACUGUGGUCACCUUCUGUACAAUGACCACAUCUGAAUAUUAUUAGCCCUUGCCCCAUAAAAGCAUGGAUGUCAUUGUCCUUGCAUAUAGUUACAGCUGAUUUUAAGAUUUUUGAAACCCUACUUUUUUGAACAAGAAUUUUCAGCUUCAGAAACUUAGACUUUUAAAAUAAUUUUUCAGCAUACAAUACCCAAGACCUACUAGUUGUCAGACAAUCUGGUACAGCCUGGCAUCCCUGGCCACAUCCCCUUCAGCCUGCUGUUGAGUAUCCUAGCCACUAGGGACAACUUUGCUUUACUAGGUAGAGUCAGUACCAGACACAAGGCUGUGUCAUGAGAAGAUCACAGGCUUCUGGGAAUCUGAGAAUGUCUCCCGGUGUAACCUGGGUUCGUUAUUUCAUUAGUAAAUUGGAUGAACAUCUGAGUGUUAAAAUCUUGGAGCCACAGGACUACUCCAGGUGGUUAGAAUAUAGAGCUAGAACUAGAACACUACUUCUUACCAGGUUGGAGAUCAGUUCCUACAGCAAAGGUUUGGGUUAAGGGCCUGGCCUACUUUUGUGGGCUACAUGGUUGCCCUGACAGAUUCUGAGUUUCUGUUUUUGUUUGUUUUUUGUUUUCUGAGACAGGGUUUCUCUGUGUGGCUUUGGAGCCUAUCCUGGCACUUGCUCUAUAGACCAGUCUGGCCUCAAACUCACAGAGAUCCUCCUGCCUCUGCCUCUCAAGUGCUGGGAUUAAAGGCGUGUGUCACCAACGCCCGGCCUAGAUUCUGAGUUUCUAUAGUCCUGUUUGGGAACUGUUUGGCUUCUGUCCCUUCACAGAUUUGUCUAUAGACCUGGACAGGGCUGCAGACUAGAGAGUUCAGUUUUCAGACUGUCACUGUCUUGACGCUGGUCAGCAUCGCUCUUAAGUGGCAUCUGCUGAGGACUGACUUUUCACACUCCGGGAGCUCCCUUCCGCACUUCUCCAACCUCCCCCCAGUCAGGAGAAGCAGCAGCAUCUAGGGUAGCAGCUGGAGUGAGUCCCGGCUUCCCACUUGAUUUCUAGUCUGCCAAUACAUACGAUCCAAUACUUGACUGGAAGUGAACAUAAAGCUUCCACUCAUCCACUCUAAGAAAAGAAGAAACAGCUGAGUCAGGCUGCUCAGAGGUCUGGACUCCCAGCAGUAACUAUUUGGGGAACAAAAAGAUGAGGGCUUUAUCAUCCCCUACCAGGUGAAAGAUAAAAUUGCAGAAGCCAGACAACACCAAAAGUAGUGCAACUGGAGUUAUGCAACCAUCCCUCACUCCAGCAAACGGUGAAGACUUGGUAGGUAGGACGCUGUGGAAGUUAAAGGAGAUGUGGCUUAUUUGGUAGUGUGGCUAGCAUGCAGAAGCCCUGGAUUGGAUUCCCAGUAUGACAUAAACCAGCUUAUCUAUCAUCUCAGCACUUGGGAGAUGGAAAGCAGGAGGACGAGAAGUUUAAGGUCAUCCUUAAAUACAUAGCAAUUCUGAGGCCAACCUGAGUUACAUAAAACCUAUCUCAACAAAAAGAAUCACAUUGAAGAAGGGUCCCUUGUAGCUCCAUCAGAUUGGCUCAUGCCAGCAGGUGGCGGUGAGGGCAUAAACUGAGUGGCUUUUUCCUGAGUCACUAAAUCACGUGUGGAAACAUCUGCCUGCCCGCUCAGGUCUGCUCAGGGCAUUGGCAGUUACCUUCAGCAGUGUGGAUUCUUUUACCCAUUUGGUCCCCAGGAGGUGCUUCACUUCUUGAUGUCAACUCUAGCAUCUUUAGCUUCCAGAGGGGAUAUCUACAUUUUAGUUUGUAUAGCCCUGUCCCAAAAGAUGGAAGUGACCCAUACCUGCUUAUAGAGGGUGAAGACAUUUUUCUGAGUGGCUCUGGAAGCUAUCUCAGCAAGUAUGUGAGGACUCAACAGAACUGCAAGUGUGUAUUAGUGGAGCAUAAGGAAUGAGCAGAUGGCCAUCGUCCUGGAAACUGCAGACGGGAUUGUGGGUUGAAAAAACCAUUACAAAUAGGACACAUCUUGGAGGCUUUCUUCAGAACUGGACUAGAACCAAGGUUUCCAGGCUCCUGGCUCAGAAGACCAAGCCAGCGUGCUUUGAUGAAUGUUAGCUGUUUGCAGAGAACUGGGUGGUGGCAUGUUUGAACCAAAUGUGAGAAAAGCCAGAAGAAACUGAGCUGGCUAGUGUGGGCCAGGUGGCCAGCUGUGGAAGAUCCUUGACCUGGCAGCUGCUUAGCAGAGCCUGCCCACUCAAGUAUAUUCCUUGUAAAGCCAAAAUGCUGAACUACCUGCUUCUGCCUCAUGUGUUGACACCCCUUUCCAAAGAUGAUGGAGUAAGUGUGAGCCAGGAAGAAGUUGAGAUGGUGGGCAAUGAUUUGACCCUCAAUCUCUCCUUCCACAGCCCAAGAGGUAGGUGGUGCUUCCCACUCAGACCCCAUCUUGUCAGGCCUCCAGCUGCCCAGUGUACACUGUCAAUGCUUAUACCAAAUAGGGCAUGUGCAGCUGGUGUCUGUCAGGGACAGCCCAGUCCCUGCCUUGUAGUUGCCAGGGAGAAGCUGCAACAAUUGUUCCAGUGAAUGGUUGAAAGGGCUGUUUGAUACAAGGCCUUCAUUCCACUCCUGUGGCUUUCCAAGUUCCUGAUGAGGCUGCAAAGGCUCCAUCCCUACAGAAAACCAAUAAUGUAAAUAGAAAGCCAAGCUUCCAAGCAUGGUUUGCAGAGGUUGGUGAUGAAUGUGAAGCCACCCACAGGAUACAUUUGAAUCUGGUUUUUCUGUGCUUUGUCAUUUGACUCAAUAGGAACUUUUGUUACUUAACUCUGUGCAUAACUUAUUUAAUGUACUGUAUAAAUGAACCAAAACUGUUAAAUACGUAUUUAGUUUGUUCUACUUAAAGUAGUUAAUAAAGAUGAUAUAUUCCUUUUCUGACUCAA